UCUUCUGUUGGCAGUUUCUGCGCUCGGUUUCUGAAGAAGGCACGAUGUAAACACCUGUAAAUUCACACAUGGAUUUUCAAUUAUGGUCGUUGUUUUCGCGAAAAUCUUCGCUCUGCUUUGUGUUUUGCUUCUUUAUGGGAUUUUGCUGUCAACUCAAGCAGAGAGACACUCGCUGUAUUUCAUUUACACGGGCUUGUCUAAACCUGUGGAUCUGCCGGGCAUCUAUGAAUUCACUGCUAUGGGUCUGCUGGACGACAGACAGAUCGACUAUUACGAUAGUGAACUAAAGAGAACGAUUCCCACACAGUACUGGAUAAAAGAGAAAAUGCAGGAGGAUUACUGGGAAAAAGGCACUCAGUCCAGAAAGAGUAAAGAACAGUGGUUUAAUGUGAACGUUCACAUUAUGAUGAACCGCAUGAAUCAAAGUGAAUCAGAUCUUCAUGUUCUUCAGUGGAGAGUUGGUUGUGAAAUUAGGCAGCAAGGAAAUGAAUUGAACUUUGAAUUGAGAAGCAUUUAUGAGUUCAGUUAUGAUGGAGAGGACUUCUUGGCUUUCGAUGAUAGAGAGGCUCAAUGGGUCGCUUCAGUUGAUGCAGCUCUACCAACCAAGAGAAAAUGGGACAAUGUGCCGAUCCUAAACCAAUACAUCAAAGAAUACCUGGAGAAAGAGUGUGUGAACUGGCUCAACAAAUUCAGAGGAUAUGCAGACGAGGAGCUCAGAAACACCUCUCCUCCAGAUGUUCAUAUGUUUGCAAAAAAGUCUAUCAGGGACAAAACCAGGCUGAAAUUCACCUGUAUGGUCACUGGCUUCUACCCCAAAGACCUGAUAAUGAACAUUAGGAAAUAUCGCACAUCUCUGCCUGAAGAUGAGACUGAAUCCUCAGGAAUCAGACCAAACCAUGAUGGAACCUUCCAGAUGAGGAAGAGUGUGGAGAUCAAAGAAGAUGAAAACGUAGAAUAUGAUUGUUUUGUGACCCACAGAACCCUCAAAGAACCAAUUAUCACUAAAUAUGACGGAAAAUGCCGGGACUGCUCUCCAGAGACUUACUCAUUUUUGAUUGGAGCAGUGAUUGGAGUUGUGCUUGUGCUGGCAGUUGUUGCUGUAGUGGUUUACAUUGUAAAAAAGAAAAAGAUUAUUGAACGAGACACUAGUACUGGAGAUGAUAAAAAUGUGUGGGAACUUAAGGAACUUAAACACGACUCAGGACAAUACACUAGAAGUGAGCCAGAAAAGGAUGUUAGCUAACUGUCCACUGACUUCGCUCGCAAAGUGACGGAAGAACCAAUAAAUCACUACAACAACACAUAUUCAGAGGAAGCUAUAUAAAGAAGAUUUGCGGUUGUUGUGAAUACUUCUAAGUCACAACAUUUGAAUGGGUUGCUUGAAAAUAGUUGAAUAGUAUUCUCUCUCUUUCUUUCUCAAAUGUUAUAUAAUGUGGAUGUUUUGAGGCAUUUUGCUCAAGCGAUUGUUGUUUUUUAUUAUUUUUAUUCCAAGUUCCAAGAGCUGUUUUUUCAUUCUUCAUCUAUUUCUACCUCUAAAGGGUCAGACUGACACAUUUGCAGUGAUAAUUAAAAAAAUAAUUAUCCUGUAUUCUCUAUAAAAUAUCUAUCUUAUGUUCUCCUUAAUGUCCUGUGGGAUAUUUUAAUGUACUGAUUAUUGUAACCUACAUUUGUUGAUUGGUUUUGUUCUUUCACACUGACUUAAUUUCUUUAUAUAUUUAUGCAGGGAAUGGAUUAAUGGUGUAAAUGAAUGUCUAUCUGUUAUUCAUGUUGGAUCCAUUUAUUUAUAAAUUACACUAUUCUGUGUUGUACUGCUUUCACCUUUUUUAAGACAAAAAAAAAAAAUGUAUUUUGUACUGUUUCACUAGGGGUUUUAAAGGAUUAG
This is a messenger RNA of Megalobrama amblycephala (Wuchang bream), 1882 nucleotides long. Its product is annotated as H-2 class I histocompatibility antigen, Q10 alpha chain-like. The coding region runs from base 83 to 1243 and encodes 386 amino acids. The record is from RefSeq and is a predicted model, not a curated record. Gene Ontology annotation, cellular component: external side of plasma membrane. Lineage: Eukaryota; Metazoa; Chordata; Actinopteri; Cypriniformes; Xenocyprididae. The transcript is spliced from 8 exons. Gene Ontology annotation, biological process: immune response.